Messenger RNA from Heterobasidion irregulare TC 32-1, 2898 nucleotides. RefSeq lists its product as uncharacterized. The record is from RefSeq and is a predicted model, not a curated record. NCBI's taxonomy places the organism in Eukaryota, Fungi, Basidiomycota, Agaricomycetes, Russulales, Bondarzewiaceae. Bases 1 to 2898 code for a protein of 965 amino acids. The transcript has 14 exons. Gene Ontology annotation, cellular component: cytosol. Gene Ontology annotation, molecular function: 5-diphosphoinositol pentakisphosphate 1-kinase activity; inositol hexakisphosphate kinase activity; diphosphoinositol pentakisphosphate kinase activity. Gene Ontology annotation, biological process: inositol metabolic process; inositol phosphate biosynthetic process.
AUGAGAGAAAUUUUGACGAGGCUAGUCGAGCGAUUGCGGGGUGGCAUAGAAGUCAAAGUGUUUGGCGAUAAGGUCAUACUCGACGAAGACGUUGAGAACUGGCCCAGAUGUGAUGUUCUGAUAUCGUUCUUUUCGACUGACUUUCCACUAGACAAAGCUAUUUCCUAUGUUAGACUGCGAAACCCACUUUGCGUCAACGAGCUUGUACCACAGGCCCUCCUGUGGGACCGCCGCCUUGUCGGGAACGUGCUCGAUGCCCUCAAAGUGCCCACCCCGAAACGUUUGGAAGUAUCUAGAGAUGGAGGUCCGAAGGUAGACGAGGAGCUCAAGGUGCACAUGAAGAAGAAGCUCGGAAUCGUUUUGGGUGGAUUUCUAGUCACACCCGAAGUUACUUUGCGCGACGAUGGCGACGCCAUUAUCAUCGACGGUAAGGUCAUGGAAAAACCCUUCGUCGAGAAACCCGUGAGUGGUGAAGACCAUAAUGUCUACAUCUAUUUCCGAGGUGGAGGUGGUCGGCGCCUCUGUGCAUCAAUUAAGGUUGGUAACAAAAGCAGUGAAAUGGACCCCACAUUGAAUCAGCCAAGAACAGAUGGUUCCUACAUCUACGAAGAAUUCAUCGACGUUGAUAACUCAGAGGACAUCAAAGUUUACACUGUCGGCCGGGAAUACACUCAUGCUGAGACCCGCAAGUCGCCCGUGGUCGACGGUCUCGUGAGACGAAAUACCGAAGGAAAAGAAAUUCGGUUUAUCACGCGACUGAAUGACGAAGAGAAGUCAUGGGCGGCUAAGAUAUGCGAAGGUUUCGGCCAGAGAGUAUGCGGCUUUGACAUGCUCCGUUGUGAUAAUGGCACACGGAGUCAGGUGAUCGAUGUAAACGGCUGGAGUUUCGUGAAGGGCAACGACUCCUAUUACGAUAAAGCCUCAGAAAUCCUUGCGGCACUAUGUCUUCGCGUACAUUCAUCCCCAGACCGGCCCUUGAUUGCGACGGAGAUGCCGCCCCAGGAGUCUUCGACCUGGCUGCUGAAAGCGAACGUAACAGUCUUUCGGCAUGCUGACCGAACACCUAAGCAAAAACUUAAAUUCAACUUUCCUAUCCACGAGACAUGGACACAGCCGUUCGUGAAAUUACUCAACGGGGAGAAGGAAGAAAUUAUACUCCGUGAGAAAGAGCAGCUCAACCGCGUUGCCGUCGCCGUCAACGAGGCCAAGGGUCUUGGAGCGGAUGGGGAGGAUCUCGCGAAGCUGGCCCUCCUCAGCAAUGCACUGUUCAGCAAGAUCGAGCUCCCCGGAACGAAAGCGCAGCUGAAGCCAGUCUACUCGAAGAAACAGGCGGGGCAAGAACGCAAGCUGACGAAGCUGACCCUCGUAUUUAAGUGGGGCGGCGAGUUCACACAUUCAGCUCGGUAUCAAUCCCGAGACCUGGGAGAAAAUAUGAAGAAAGAUAUUUCUAUAAUGAACAAGGAGGCGCUAAGCAACGUCAAGAUUUUUACGUCCUCUGAACGGCGUGUCAUUGCGUCCGCGGAAAUAUUUGCUUCUGCCCUGCUGGACAAUCAACAGCCUUUGUAUUCGGCCAGCUCGACGUCCAGCAAUCUCUCAUCGCGCUCUUCUCUCGAUGGCAACCAUGCGCACGGGUCAAAGCCGGCUACACCGCCCAGAGAGCCACUCAAGCUUAUUGUUCGCAAAGACCUGCUAGAUGACUCUAACGCUGCCAAAGACCUCAUGGACGACGUCAAGAAACGUCUCAAGAUUUUGUUACGGCCAGGCGAGCCGGAGAAACGACCGGAGCUGACGUGGCCCAAGAGCAUGAAGAAGGAGCCCGUGGAAGUAGUCAAAGAAGUUAUAGAACUCCUCAGCUCUUUCCGGGACAUCAUGCGCAAAAAUUUCGAGACUCUAGAUGUCGAAAAAAUCCAAGAGCGAUGGUGUUGUGACGACGAACCUUGGCUCUUCCGCGAACGGUGGGAGAAGUUAUUCGAGGACUUCUGUGAUGUUAAACAAGAGAAGUUCGACCCGUCCCGGGUCUCCGAAUUGUACGACACCAUCAAAUACUGCGCGCUCCAUCACCGUGCGUUCCUGUUCGCCAUUUUCGACGAGAGCGGUACCAAGGAGCAACACCAGCAACAGGACCGCAAAUUACAUGAGCUCUAUGGCCGUGCAAAGGCACUCUUCGAUCUCGUCGCCCCUCAGGAGUACGGGAUCGACCCCGACGAGAAGGAGGAAAUAGGCGUGCUCACGUCCUUGCCACUUCUUCGAAAGGUCGUCGAGGAUCUCGAGAACGCGCGGAACAAUGGCGGAAGCUCCCUGACGUGCUAUUUCACCAAGGAAAGCCACAUCCACACCUUGGUCAACCUAGUCCUUCUCUCGGGACUGCCAAUCGCCAAUCGAAGGAUACCGGAACUGGAUUACGCGUCCCACAUAACGUUCGAGCUUUACGAACGGAAUCACGGGCGCGGCAAGUCCGACAAGGAGUACUCGAUCAAGCUUUCGCUCAGCGAGGGCGCGCACUCGUCGAAUGUGCUCGACUCAGCGCUCGACGCGCGGCAUUCGCUCAACGUGCAACCACGACGGAAACUCACGCAGCACUUGCCGUACAGCGUGGUGAUUUCGAAAUUGUCCAAGCACUUUGGUAGACAGAUAGGGGUCAGUCUAGGAAUCUUCUUUGAUUGCGUGCGGGGUGGUCUAGCUCACUUUGGUGAAUGUCACCUUUUUUUAGGACGAGGACGCCAUGGACGACGCGGUGACUAUCGAAGCGCUCACGACGCCGAUGGCGAACGACAGCAGCAAAGACUAUCCUUGAUCAGCGCUCAGCGUUACUCGAGACAAACCUUUUUUGACAUCUCAUCGACAUCUUAUCACCUUUGCGGACAGAACCCAAAUGUUUCAUUUACGGACAUCUAUUAG